Messenger RNA from Triplophysa rosa, 1835 nucleotides. RefSeq lists its product as uncharacterized. The transcript has 10 exons. The record is from RefSeq and is a predicted model, not a curated record. Lineage: Eukaryota; Metazoa; Chordata; Actinopteri; Cypriniformes; Nemacheilidae. The coding region runs from base 309 to 1835 and encodes 508 amino acids.
AGUCCUCCACAUAUUCCACCUGGGCAGCUCAACAUGCCAUAGAUGGUAAAAGAUAUGGACCAGAUGCUUCUACACACUGCACUUCUACAUCCGCUGAGAGAAACUCAUGGUGGAGGUUGGAUCUCUUGAAUAUUUAUAAUAUUAGUACAGUGAUCAUCACUGCUAGAUCAGAUGGAUAUUUGGCUGAAACCAAUGGAGCAGAGAUUCGUAUCGGAAACUCACUGGAGAACAAUGGAAACAACAAUCCCAUAUGUGCUGUGACUCCUGAUCCUCUACCUGAUAAUACUGUCAGUCUCUCAUGUGGUGUAAUGGAGGGACGUUAUGUGAAUGUGAUCCUGUCUGGACGUACAUCUCAUCUCACUCUGUGUGAAGUUGAAAUCUAUGAAACGGAGAAUUUAGCAUCGAAAGGAACAGCUACACAGUCAUCCAUAUAUCGCACCUGGUUAGCUCAACAUGCCAUAGAUGGUAAAAGAUAUGGAGAUGCGUACUGCGCUGGUACAUCAUCUAACAGUGACCCAUGGUGGAGGUUGGAUCUCUUGAAUGUUUAUAACAUUAGUACAGUGAUCAUCACUGCUCAUGACAACUAUAUGGGUGAAGCCAGUGGAGCCGAGAUUCGUAUUGGAAACUCACUGGUCAACAAUGGAAACAACAAUCCCAUAUGUGCUGUAAUAUCUAAACCUCUAACUGAUAAUACUGUCACUUACUCAUGUCAUGGGAUGGAGGGACGUUAUGUGAAUGUGGUCAUGACUGGACAGACAUAUGCUCUCACUCUGUGUGAAGUGGAGGUCUAUGCAACAGAGAAUUUAGCAUUUGAAAGAACAGUUACACAGUCAUCCACACGAUCCACCUGGUUAAGUCAAAAUGCCAUUGAUGGUUUAAGAUACGGACCAGAUACCGGUUUAUACUGUUCUGCUACAACAUCUGAGAGUAACCCAUGGUGGAGGUUGGAUCUCUUGAAUUAUUAUGACAUUGAUACAGUGAUCAUCACUGCUAGACCAGACGGACAUUUGUAUGAAACCAGUGGAGCAGAGAUUCGUAUUGGAAACUCACUGGACAACAAUGGAAACAACAAUCCCAUAUGUGCUGUAACACCUGAUCCUCUACCUGGUGAUACUGUCAGUUAUUCAUGUCGUGGGAUGAUGGGACGUUAUGUGAAUGUGGUCAUGACUGGACGUACAGCUCAUCUCUCUCUGUGUGAAGUGGAGGUCUAUGAAACAGAGAAUUUAGCAGUUAAAGGAACAGCUACACAGUCAUCCACAUAUCUCAACACAUGGGUGCCACAACACGCCAUAGAUGGUGUCAGAUAUGGAGAUGCAUACUGCUCUGCUACAACAACUCUAAGUGACUCGUGGUGGAGGUUGGAUCUCUUGGAUGUUUAUAACAUUGGUACAGUGAUCAUCACUGCUCAUGACAACUAUUUGGAUCAAACCAAUGGAGCAGAGAUUCAUAUUGGAAACUCACUGGACAACAAUGGAAACAACAAUCCCAUAUGUGCUGUAAUAUCUGGUCUUCAAUCUCGUCAUACUGUCACUUACUCAUGUGGUGUCAUGAAGGGGCGUUAUGUGAAUGUGGUCAUGACUGGACGUUUAUCUUUUCUUAUCCUGUGUGAGGUGGAGGUCUAUGGAACAGCUUCAGGACAUAGAAGAAAAACCUUUCUGAGGCUGAAGUUGUCCUCCAGUGCUGAUGUAGCUGCUGAGAGCGACAAAUUCCUCCAUCAGCUGCAGUCUGCUCUGGCAUCACACAUCUCUGAUUUUAAUCUGUCCUGGACACAACUACCUGAGGAAGAAGAACAGAUGGAGGAGGAUGGAGGCAAGUACACACACUUUAACACUUGA